AAAUAUUGUAUUGAAGCAUAUUUAUCAAAAGACGAAAUAUCAGUCUUCAAGACUGCUAACGAAAUUUCAUUAGGGAACACGAGUUGGAUAAUCAAGCAACAUCUUCGUCCGCCUAAAUUAAACACACUGUUUGCCGUACCAUGCCAUAAUACGAACCCUGGUCAAGAAAUUUAAACCGCAGUUUAACUUCGAUCCGAUCUUGGGAAAAGAGAACAAUCUGAAUAAGAGGAACAAAAGAGGACUAUCUGUACUUAAAAAUGUGGGAUUUCAAGCAUUCUUUGUGGUUUGCUUACUUGAUUUGCAUCACUGGUGGGAUAUAUGGCCAUCAACGACCGAACUGCGAAUAUCGAUCGAGAGAGAAGGUACUCGUUUGCAAGGAAAUAAUCGAUCCGGAACGGAUCGCACAGAACAUUGGUAAAUCAACAGAGCGGAUAGUUUUCACGUCAGAUUCUUUGGCUUGUGACUGUUCUUUGAAAACGUUGUUGGAAUGGAAGGAAGAAUUAUCAUCGGCAAGAAAUGUUGUCCUAGAAGGUAUUUGUUCUUCUCCAAAGUACCCCUUGGGACGAUCCAUAGGCAGCCUCUCCUCCACAGACAUUUCAUGUGCGGGUGCUGAUGAUGCUUUGCUUAUACGCAAGAGACGAGCUGCUGGCGAAGGCCAACAACCGAAUGCAAACAAAACUUAUAUACCAGAUGCACCCUUAUGGCCGUGUGACUUUGAAGAAGGAUUUUGCCAGUGGUUUCAGUCACAUAAUGGUGAUUUUCAUUGGAGAAGAUACAAAGGCGAGACACCUUCCAGGAAUACUGGCCCAACUACGGAUCAUACCAAAGGAAAUGCUGAUGGAUAUUAUAUCUACAUUGAAACGUCUCUGCCUCGACGGCGUUAUCACAAGGCGAGACUAGUUAGCCCAACGUUGGCCCCCGUGAAUCCGAAUACCACUUGCCAGCUGGAUUUGUUUAUCCACAUGAAAGGACUUCACAUAGGUGCACUCAACAUCUAUCAACAACCAGUCGUAGGUUUUCCCGUCAAGAAACUGUCACUCACAACAAACCAAGGUCCCGACUGGUUUAAACGGCAAGUUCAGUUCGACAGUGACACGGAAUUUCAGGUCAUAAUUGAAGGUGUACGUGGCGCUCAGUACCAGGGAGACAUCGCAUUGGACGACAUUUCAUUUACAGCUGGCUGUGAAAGACUAGCGCCUUCCUAUGUGCGUCUCGUUAAUGGUUCAACAUUCAAUGAGGGCGCGGUAGAGGUAUAUCACCAAGACCUAUGGCAACCAGUUUGCAGUGACGGUUGGAGCCAAUCAGAGUCCUUCGUUGCUUGCAGAGAACUGGGAUUCGAAAACGCAUCAACAGACGGUACACCGCUGAUCGGCAUGUUCGCUGGACUCUCCAACGUUAGUUGUAAAGGCGAUGAGACUUCAAUCAAAGAUUGUUCUCUUAGAGAGAGUUCUAAGAACGUAACUUGUCCUAGUAACAGCACAGUUACAGUUCAAUGUGCAGGUAUCCUUCCUGUAUGUCCCUUAAAAACCCAUUUCCAUUGUCCGGUGGAUGGCAGCGGUAACAAAGCGUGUAUUUCUCGGGCUCAACUAUGCGACUUUACUAAUGACUGCUGGGAUGGCUCUGAUGAAAUUAACUGCCAAAAUUACACGCGUUGUGAUUUCAACGACACAAACAUCUGCGGCUGGCUUCAGGCUAAAAACGACCAAAUGGACUGGACACGGCACAAAGGCAAUACACCAUCCAUCUUCACAGGUCCAUCAGCUGAUCAUAACGGCAAUGCCAAUGGAUAUUAUUUAUACAUGGAGGUGUCUGGUCGACAGGGUGGUGAAAAAGCCAGAAUACUCGUCACUCCGCGUUUUCGAGGCGAUAACAAUGGUCUUUGCAAGCUUCGCUUCUACUAUCAUUUGUUUGGACUCGGGAUUGGUACUCUCCGUGUGCUAGCCGCUGACCGGUACUCUCAGAGGACGCUGUGGACGAAGUCUUAUUCGCAACUUAACGAUUGGGGCCGCGCUGAAGUGCCCUUGUUUAACAUGUCAUCCUCGUUUUAUGUUACAUUUGAAGGCGAGCACAGUGGAUACAGUCCGCACGGGGACAUAACGAUUGAUGAUAUCUCGUUCACACCGGAAUGCCGAGCUGCGCCCCACGAAAACGUCACCUGCAAGGAUGGAACCUUACAGUGUGGAAGUGGCGAAUGUAUUCCUUUGUCCAAACAGUGUGAUUUUACCGAUGACUGUUUUGACGGCUCGGACGAGUUAAACUGCGGUCUUCAAACACCCGGCCGGUGUGACUUUGAGGUCGACAUGUGUCACUGGCAAAACUUGACAGAUGAUGAUUUUGACUGGGAGAGACACACGGGAAGCACAGCAAGCUUUGACACUGGACCCUCUUACGAUCACACUAAGGGCUACCGAGGGGCUGGUCAUUACCUAUACAUAGAAGCAUCGAGUCCUCGAGCGCCAGGGCAUAUAGCAAGGGUCAUCAGUCCGCAGUUUAUGUGGCAGAAUGUGGCUGGAUGCACGCUUCGCUUUUAUUAUCACAUGAGAGGAUUGUGGGGAUUUAGAACCGUGGGAACACUGAGAGUCAUUUUGAGGAACACAAUCACUGGUGAUGAAACAUCUCCCUUGUGGCAAAAAUCUGGUAACCAAGGAAACCAGUGGCUCCGUGCAGACGUCAACAUAAAUACAAACUGGACAGUAUCUCAGGUUAUCAUUGAAGCUGAGAGAGGCUACACAUUCCACGGUGAUAUUUCUAUUGAUGAUAUAUCCUUCUCGCCCCAGUGCUACCCGUCCGAAGUCGUACACCUAUACAAGAAUUAUGACGUCCGUCUAACGGAUGGAAAAGCUGGCUCGUUCGAGGGACGCGUAGAGAUAUACCGUGUAGGUACCUGGGGCACAAUCUGUGAUGAUGGCUGGGGCCACGAUGAUGCCGAAGUCGUUUGCAGACAACUGGGGUACGGCGGAGCUAAAUACAUCCGUGCAGGUUCGCAUUUUGGCGAAGGAAGGGGUAUUAUUUGGUUGGAUGAUCUCGCUUGUUUUGGGAACGAGACAAGCCUCGGACGGUGUGCUCACAACGGUUGGGGGAGUCACGAUUGUACUCACUCACAAGAUGCUGGUGUCAUCUGCGAUAAAGAUAGCGGUAGUACAAAAUCAUUAAGGCUACAGGACAGUAACACUACCAACAGUGGACGAGUAGAAAUAUAUCGCGGUGGCUCAUGGGAACCGAUUUGCUACGAUGGCUGGGAUAUCCAUGAUGCCUUUGUGGCGUGUCGACAGCUCGGUUUUCCUGGGGCCGAAAGCAUCACUUCUGAACCCGUGGGAAGCGUCACUCGCUCACUGAAAAAAGUGCAAUGUCGAGGAAAUGAAGAUACUUUGGGAGACUGUGCCAAUAAUGGUUGGAACGAGGGAAAUUGUAACUAUGGGUUUGCUGGCGUGAUUUGUUCUGAGAGAGGAACAGCGGAAGGAAAUAUCCGACUCCGAGGCGGCAGCUCCGAGAGGGAGGGUCGUGUGGAAGUGUUUCACAGAGGAGAAUGGGGCACAGUUUGUGAUGACGCCUGGACAGAAGCAAAUUCGCGAGUCGUCUGCUAUGAGCUUGGUUUCACAAGCGUGAGGAAGGUUUAUCAGAGUUUUGGUCCCGGUAGUGGACGGGUGUGGCUGGACAGGGUCAACUGUCGUGGAAACGAGAGCGCUCUCGUCAAGUGUGGUAAUUCGGGAUGGGGAGUCACUUCUUGUAGGCACUCAGAAGAUGUUGGUGUUAUAUGCUCAGACGAAGCCUAUAUUGGUUGCUACAAAGAUACACAGAAUCAUGUUAUGAGCCAUCAACUUACAUCUUCAGAUAUGACUCCGGUAAAGUGCAUACGUCGUUGUCAAAGCAAGGGCUUCAUGUACGCAGGAUUAGAGUGGGCUAAUGAAUGCUACUGUGGAAAUCACUUUGACAGAUACGGUAAUGCUACUUCAUGCCAAUUGCCAUGUCUUGGUGACCCCAAUAAAGUCUGUGGAGGGACCUGGGCACUAUCUGUUUAUCAUACAGAUCCAGCGAUAGUACCAACCCAAAUUCCAGGUUACAGCCCUGUCACACAGAGCUGUACAAGACGUAUAUUUUCAUUUUUACAAUGGCGAUAUCAAAUUCCUGAUAAGUUCUACGCUGGAGAUCAUAGCAAGGGUUGGAUAUCAUCGCCAGCCUUCCCGAACAAAUACUACCAUAAUACUGUUUGCAUCUGGGUUCUAAACUUACAGCCUGGCACACAAGCAAAGGUCACUUUUAAAUAUUUUCAGACAGAACAAUAUUACGACAGUGUUGAAAUAAGGGACGGCGACAAACACUAUUCAGAGCCCUUUCUUACCCCGCAAGGGGGAUUCAGCGGAAAUGUUACCCAUUCAGUAACUGCCUCAGGCAAUGUGAUGUGGAUUAAAUUUAACGCUGAUUCCACUGUAAACUAUAAAGGUUUCAACCUUACAUACGAAGCUGUUGCUGGACCCACAGUUAUUCCAACGACCUCAUCGAUGAGCACAACUAUUCCGCCCUCACAACUACCACUUUAUCAAAUGGUGGAGGGAGGAUGUAACGGUAUAUCACACCCUGUGAACACAACAUUUGGGUACUUGGACAAGUAUCAUAGCAGUGGGUUUGUUCAAAGUCCAAACUAUCCCUCAAAUUAUGACAACAAUCUGGUCUGCCGCUGGCUUAUACGAGUUGCCCCUGGUUACCGAAUACACUUGACAGUAAGGAAAGAGGACGUCGAUCAUGAAGCUCAUGCAGGUGGACUGGGCGACGAACUGCGCGUGGAGGACGAAACGUCAGACAAGAGUUCUAGCGAUUUCUCGGCGCCUUGGUCAUUUUUGUCAAAAGGAUCUCUUGUACGUUUGGUGUUCGUGACUGACUCAGCGAACACUGGAAAAGGAUUUUAUCUCCGCUAUGAAAGAGUUAAUAUUAGUGAUGAGAGCGUGACUACGCACAUGCCGCCAACGACCAGCCAGACGACCUCGACAGCCAUAUUAAUCCAGCCGUCUUCAAACACACCGAUAGUUUUAACAUCUACAGUCCAGACGACGAACUCUACUGACAGAGGAACGAUUCAUCAGACAGACAAAACCAUGACAACAUUCAACAACGUCUUGCCAACCUCCACCAUUCUGACGUCAUCUACAUUGAUUAACCUCAAACCAACAUCCGCUAAAGUUCCUCUAACUGAAACAGAGCCGCCUGCGACACGUGAAGAGAACACUCUAGAGAAGCAAAAAGACUCUCGCCAGGAUGCCAUGAGUGGCGGCACCAUUGCUUCCAUCGUUGUUCCCGUUUUGCUGGUGAUCUUAGGGGUGAUUAUUAUCAUAGUGAUACUGGUUCGUUUAAAAAAGAAGAAGAGACAAAAUCAAGGAGUUCGUCACGGGUUUUGUAACGAAUCGUACGGCGAUGGGGAAUCAAUCCGCAUGCAGACGUCCCCGAGAACACGAGAAACCUCCCAAGCAGUAACUGCCAAUCAGAACCAAACUCCAGCACUCGCCUUACCUGCCCAGGAACCCACUGCUUACUUUACAGCUGCACCUCCUCCAUACAGUCAAACAGCUUCCGGGGACUAUUUCGUACCUUUCGCUGCUCCUUACGGAGGAGGAAUAGCCCCAGUAGGAAUCGAGAACCCCGGUUACGCUCAGCUGUACUCAGCUCCUCCUGCUUACGAGGCCUCCGUACGGCAGGCAGCCAACUCUACAACAGCAACGGGAAUUGGGUCGGUGACAAGUCUGAGGGAGGCCGCAAAAGAUGAUGGAGCCCCAGUGUUAAAUGGUCUUGCUGCUCCUGGCGCAGUUUAUGCUCCGCUUUCCAGAGCAGUCCUUCCUCCCAUACGGGGCACUCAACCGACAGGUGAUCCUGUAAAGAAACAGGCUCCCGAAGAGGAAGAAGCCGGCCCCCUGCCUGAAAAACCUCCGCUGACCGUUGAACAUCUUCCUGAGCCGUCGGCUCCCCCCAGGCCUCCAUCGGCUACCUCCCAAGUCCGGCUAGUGAGUCCUGCGUCUCCACCGGAAGCGGCAAUGGAAUUUGACACCGAAGUACCCUUCGAAUUCCUUUGUCCAAUCACAAAUAAGAUCAUGUCAGAUCCCGUAAAAGCAUCUGAUGGUUACAAUUACGAGCGCAAAGCUAUUCGUCGUUGGUUCCGAAAGAAGCGAAGUAGUCCGAUGACUAACGAGACCUUGACGGAUUUUGAAGUUCAGUCCAACGCUGAGCUACGAAGCCAAAUCGAACGUUUUGUGGCAAAUCAUUCUGUUGUGUGACACUGUGUUGAGUUUUAGCUUGCAGAACAGGCGGGUUGAGUGUAUAUAGAGUUUUUCUCAGUCGGCCUUUUUUUUUUUUUUUUUUAAAUUUUGCUCAAGGUUUGUUUAGUCAUAAAUUUGUGUCCAACGCACGCUGACCGGUCAGCGUUGAAUAUUCAGAUUGGUCCUCCCGAUCGAUUAGAUAAAAGAUUACGUACUCCUUAACAGCCUUCAUUGCCUUUCAGUGGCUGGUAACCUCAUAAUAACCGUCACAAAGUGAACGUCAGUGUAUAUUUGGAUAGCGUGGUGAAGACUACUGAAAACAAUCGCAAAUUGAAAACAUUUUUUUCGCUUCAGUUUCCGAAACGGCCCGUCUCGGUAGAUGAAGAAUGCCACAGAGACAUGCAUUAUCCGCUCAGCAUAGUCGCUUUCUUAAAAUAAGAUAUAAAUACGCACUCAAAACUCCAUUGCUCUAUUGACGCUAAGUAAGUAAAUAAAGUUUUUUCUCGUAUUUGUUGUUUAUGAAUACAGUGUAUAUGUGUUCGUCAUGAAUAUUUUCUCUUGUGUUACUGAAAGAGGCCAAUAGCUGUUUGGUCCCCAGUUUUAUAGGAUAUAAAACAGAGUAGUUAUUUGGUGGACUGGGGAAGAGCAAGCUUUGUAAGAUGAAUGGCGUGUUGAUAAUCUAAAGGCCGUUGGAAUCUCGGCAAAAUGUCUUUAUUGAUAAAUGAAUGGUAGGUUGUUGCUAGUGGUAACAAUUAUUCACGAGACUCACCUGAGCAAGCAGUCUGUUUUGGGACGUCAUGAGAAACGACUGAGAAAAAUAUGUGCCCCUUACUAAAUUUGAUCAGCUCUAUUUUAUUGGUAUCUUAAUAUUAGAAUGAUCUUAAGAAUGACUUCGAGUUUUGGUAGCAUUUCCUAAACUUGUCAACGUGUAUUAAUUUAUUUUUCCGAAUGAGCCAUAACCUACAGUUGUGUAAAGUUGUGUAGAGUUUAGAAAUGAAGUGUUUUAGAAUAUUUGUGAAGAAACUUUAAGUUUUACGCGUGUUUCGUUUCAUUUGUAUGGCCUAAAGGCAUUUUGUAACAAGCUAUAUAUAAGAAAUAUCUUGCCUGUGUAAUUUUAUAAAAGAUUUCUUAAAAUGA
This is a messenger RNA of Pocillopora verrucosa, 7379 nucleotides long. Its product is annotated as deleted in malignant brain tumors 1 protein-like. Gene Ontology annotation, molecular function: ubiquitin-protein transferase activity; protein binding. The record is from RefSeq and is a predicted model, not a curated record. NCBI's taxonomy places the organism in Eukaryota, Metazoa, Cnidaria, Anthozoa, Scleractinia, Pocilloporidae. Gene Ontology annotation, biological process: protein ubiquitination. Gene Ontology annotation, cellular component: membrane.